This is a messenger RNA of Lolium rigidum, 1895 nucleotides long. Its product is annotated as putative FBD-associated F-box protein At5g56440. NCBI's taxonomy places the organism in Eukaryota, Viridiplantae, Streptophyta, Magnoliopsida, Poales, Poaceae. The transcript has 5 exons. The coding region runs from base 245 to 1510 and encodes 421 amino acids. Gene Ontology annotation, molecular function: protein binding. The record is from RefSeq and is a predicted model, not a curated record.
UCGUCUACCGUCCAAGCUUCCCGGCCCGGCUCGAAGCGACGUAUUAAUGGCGGGCAUGAAUGCAGAGGGGUCGCUCGGGAGGCGAUGUGAUGCGGUGAUCUGGUGGUGAUCUAUAUCCGUUCCCCGUUCGUCCGUCGCCUUCCUCUCCGGCUCCAGCACCAACCGAGAAUCGAAAAAGGCCUUCUGCGCGGCGGCCGGAGGCGGCGAAGAGAGCUGCUUCGGCGCAGGACACCUGUUCGACGAAAUGGCAGAGCGUCUCUGCAACAUGGAUGGCAAGAAAGCGGCUGUUCCGGAUGGCAAGGACCGCCUGAGCGCGCUCCCGGACGAUGUGCUCCUGCUGAUUCUGUCGUACCUUUACUCACGUGAAGCAGUUCAGACUUGCGUGCUCUCCCCCCGCUGGCGUACACUCUGGAAGUCUGCGCCGUCCCUUGUUCUGAACAGCUCCCACAGUCCUAAUUUUAUCAAUAACAUGCUUCGGUCCCGUGACCAAACACCUCUGCGUUAUUGUUGGAUCAAUGCUCAAGAUUCGUGUUUCCUGGAUGAGUAUCGCAGAGAUGCCGAGCACUGGCUCCGUUAUGCGAUAUCGUGCAAAGUGAGGAAUCUUGCAUUCCACAUGUUAGUUUUUGGUGCUUUACCGCUAUCAGCUGGGGCUCUUGCCUCCGAGCACUUGACAAGGUUAGAUCUUUACCGUAUUAAGUCUGAGAGUUUCUCUCUAGAUAUUUCGAGCUGUCAAUCACUCAAGGAGUUGGAGGUCGACCAGAGUGUAAUCAACAUUGGGAACACCGGGACUGACUUCCCAGAAUCUUUACAACUUUUAAUAAUCAAAGAUUCAAAAUUUCUCCCUGAGGGUAUCCGGUCUUCUAUUUCUGCACCAGGUCUGGUUACCUUGGAACUAGUUGAUUGUUUGGACUGGACUCCGUUCCUUAAGAGCAUGCCAUCAUUGGAAACGGCAAUAAUCAGGAUUGGACAUGGUUGCUUAGAUUCUUCUGACGAACAUAAUAUUUGCGGGGUCUGUGGUGGUAGGUUAUGUGUGCAGUGCUAUGGUACAGAUGAUCGUGUGCUUCUCAAAAGUUUGUCAGACGCUACACAUUUGACGCUGUUGAGUCAUAGCUCUCUGAUAUUCAGAAGGGAGAUAAAAUGGCGCCCUAUGUUUAGCAAGCUCAAAACAUUGUUGCUCUGUGAUUGGUUUGUGACUGAUAACUUCAUUGGACUAGUUUUCUUUCUCCAGCACUCACCAGUUCUGGAGAUGCUUAUGCUUCAACUUAGUAAUACCUCCAAGAAAAUUAAUAUGAGUAAUGUCUACAAGCCAAAGAACCAAUUCAUGGUGUCCAAGCAUCUCAGGUCAGUCGACAUCAAAUACUGGGAGGAAGUUGGAAAGAUUGAAGAAAUAUUAAACGUCCUUGCUUCCCAUGGAGUACAGCCAGAACUAAUUAACAUUGAAUCGAAGCCCUAUAAGGACUGCAACUACUACGAGUACUAUAAGCCCAUGUCCCUGAAACUUUUGCUAUAAGGACCUGCAUUUUGUCAACCAAGGCUGUGCACCCUGCCCAUGCCCCAUUCACAUGAAGCAUGAACUCCUGCUGAUUCUGUUAUGUGGCUCACCUGGAUUCAGUUCGAAAGGAUUGAACGCCAUAGCUAUCCUGCUGCACCUAUUGCUUGUUUCCUGAAGUCUGUCUGGCCUGAACUGAAAACCUGCUUAAGGCUUAUGUUUUAUUUAAAUGUUUUUUAGUAGUUCAGCUUAUGCAAUAUAUAAUAUGUUGUGUAUCCAGUUCCAUCAUGCAAACUUUCAUGACUGGGAAAGUUGUUUUGUUGUCACUAUGCAUAUGUUCUGUUGGCUGAACUUGUUGAGCAUGCCUUUUGGUGUUGCUGUUUGGAUUUGUCCGUAUGUAUGCUUG